Molecule: messenger RNA, 219 nt
Organism: Cadophora gregata
Lineage: Eukaryota; Fungi; Ascomycota; Leotiomycetes; Helotiales; Ploettnerulaceae
Exons: 2
Coding region: 1-219 (72 amino acids)
Source: RefSeq, a predicted model, not a curated record
AUGCGUUCCUUACUCUCCGUCGCCCUCCUUUCCCUCAUCACAUCCCUUGCAAUGGCAAGCACCGUUCCAGUGGAAAUCAGGCAAACAGACUGCUCUCAAUACGAUGUGAUGUUCCCAGGCCCAGUCUACACCGGCCCUUGCGAGUACGAGAACUGCGGUGCUAGAGGACAGAAUUGUAAGGAGACUGGAUGGUCUGGUUGUGUCAUUGGUCCUGCGUGA